AUGUCUCGCAAAGGUGUUGGUCUAGCAGCUUUCGAUAGGUCUCGAAUCACCUCUGCUCAAUACGCAUCUCACGGAAAUAAUCUUCGCAGCGCUCAUUCCACAUCUAUAGCUACUCCAGUUAUCGAUAUACGUUCGAAUCCCACUUUCCGCGCCGAGUUUGCGCGCAUGUGUUCAGCUAUCGGAGUGGACCCCUUAGCUAGUAGUAAUAAUGCCGGAGGUAGAGAUGGGAGUGGAAGUUUUUGGGCUCAGAUGCUUGGUACAAGUGUGAAAUGA
Botrytis sinoallii is the source of this 273-nucleotide messenger RNA. RefSeq lists its product as uncharacterized. Gene Ontology annotation, biological process: protein transport to vacuole involved in ubiquitin-dependent protein catabolic process via the multivesicular body sorting pathway. NCBI's taxonomy places the organism in Eukaryota, Fungi, Ascomycota, Leotiomycetes, Helotiales, Sclerotiniaceae. The transcript is spliced from 2 exons. The record is from RefSeq and is a predicted model, not a curated record. Bases 1 to 273 code for a protein of 90 amino acids. Gene Ontology annotation, cellular component: ESCRT II complex.